Messenger RNA from Rubroshorea leprosula, 5141 nucleotides. The record is from the annotation of a GenBank genome assembly. Lineage: Eukaryota; Viridiplantae; Streptophyta; Magnoliopsida; Malvales; Dipterocarpaceae.
GGAGUAAAAAACUUUCUUUGGAAGUGUGUAGGAAAAUUGCUUUUCUCUGCCUUCUCUCUAGAACUAUGUCUGCUACUGCAAACCCAUCUCCAAAUCCCCAAGAAUCUAACCUUUUAUCUCGUUCUAUCGAACGCAUCAAAGGGGAUGGUAAUCCCCCUAUUGCUGAAGAAUAUCAUCUCUAUGAAGCUCCCCCCAAACUAUUGUCAUACAGAGACAUGUUGCCCUCACUCGAACCCACUUCUAUUCUCUGUGACAGUUCGAACAGAGAUGAAAUUCUAGAAGAGGAUUCAGAUUUUGAGGAUGAUGGUAUCAUUCCCACCAUCCACAUAUCCAAAGAAGAAAAGAAAAGAAUUCGUACGCCAUGGCUUAACUCACUCAUUAUCAAGGCCUUUGGGACUGAUAAAGCGGGCUACAACUUCAUUUUUCCUAGGAUUAAGGCUCAAUGGAAGCCAAGAGGAAAAAUGGAUUGCAUUGAUUUGGGGCUUGAUUUCUUUCUUAUUCGCUUUUAUGAUAAAGAGGAUCUGAAUCGUGUUCUCCAUGGGGGACCAUGGUUCGUCGAACCUCAUUUUCUCACAGUCAGAAGAUGGGAACCUUCCUUUGACCCCGCCAAAGCCACUUUCAAAACCAUGGAGAUAUGGGCGAGACUCCUGCACCUGCCUAUUGAAUAUUACGAUGUCCAAAUCCUUGAAAGAAUUGGGAAUAUGCUGGGCACCCCUCUUCGAUUAGAUGCUCAUACUGCCCAUCAAUCUAGGGGUCAAUAUGCUAGAAUUUGCAUUCAAGUUGAUCUCAACGAACCUCUUGUGCCCUUUGUUCGAAUUGGAAAGCAUGUUCAAAAAGUCCUUUAUAAAGGACCUGCUGCUCUGUGCUAUGCGUGCGGAUGCGUCGGACAUAAAGAGGACAAGUGUCCUCUCAAAACCCCUCAUCCCAUGGCUAUUGUUGAGGAACAACUGACAGAUUCCCAAAAUUCACAGGUUCCAGCUGAAGGAAAUUGUAAAGACUUGCCAGAUAGUCAAGGAUUUGGGCCAUGGAUGCUGGUGGAACGACGAAAGAACAAAAAAAAGCAGAACCACUCUCAAAUCAACAACCCAAUGAGUCAACUCACUGGGUCAAGGAACGGGUCACGAAUAGUAAAUUCAAAAGGAAACCAUAAUUCUGACACCACAUUUAAUGUGGUGACCGUUGCCAAUAACGGACAAAUUGCGAUGACUCAAAUGACCAAUACAAAUCAUAAGGAUCACCAAUUAGGCUCUUCUUGUGCAGCUGGGCUUGAAAGCAUUGCAAAUGACCCAACCCAUCAUAACACUAUCCAAGUUGAUAAGGAACAACAAGUUUAUCUCUCUGGAAGAGGCGUUAGUGUUGGUGACGAACAAAAACUCACAGUUAAUCAAGGAUUGGACGCUAGAGACUCUGCAAAGCUGUUGGCUCAAACCCAUUCUGGUAAUGAAAGGAGUGGAUCCCACCCCCUUCCUUCCUCCUCCAACGAGCAAGACUCCACUACCCUCGGAACACUAUCUCCGGACUCAUGCAUCACUCAGAAGGUAGUCUGGACACCACUAGCAGAGAUGGUAAGAUGGGACAGCUGGUCAGAACCAAUAGCUCCCAAAGUAUUCACAACGCAGAUGGAUCAUCCAUUCCUAUGUCUAUUCAGGAUGAUGGGAUGCAUGAAGACUGUGCACCUUGUAGUGAGGAAAGAGGAAGUCCAGAAUACUCUGUCCCAAUACAAGCAGAUUGUGCUACCGUAUUACUUCUCGGAGGUCAACAUGAUGGUUUUGAACAAGGAAGGUCAGCCGGUAUGGCUCCAAGAACUAGACAGAUGGGUGAUGACCACCUUCAGUAGACGAACUUGGACUAUGAAGAUCAUGUCAUGGAAUUGCCAUGGAGUGGCCAGCCAAGACUUUAAACGAAAUGCCAUGGACAUCAUCAAUCAACAUAAUCCAGGAAUUUUUGUCAUAAUGGAGACUAAACUGGCAGGGGCAAGAGCUAGCGAGGCUGCUGAAGCUCUCAAAUUUCCUAGGAAGGUUAUUGUGGAUACUGAUGGCCUCACUGGGGGCAUUUGGCUUCUGUGGGAUGACAAGAAAUUCUGCGUGGACAUCCUAAGCACGAGCCCACAAGUCAUUCAUGCUACAGUCCAAGAUGGUUUUGGUUCUUGGACUUCUGAGGUCCAUACUAUUGAAACUAUUGUCACCACUCAUUUCAAAAGUUUGUAUUCUACCUCGCUGACUCAUUCCUUUCAUGACUCAUUCAACAAUAUUCAAAAUGGCCAUAUUGUGAGUUCUUCUUCUUGGCAUCUGCUGACCUCUCCUCCAUCUGAUAGCGAGAUUAAAAAAGCUAUCUUUUCCAUGAAACCUUUUAAAGCGCCUGGACCUAAUGGACUCCAUGCGGCUUUUUUGCAAAAAUUUUGGCUCUUACUCAAGGAUAAGCUUUGCCCUGAAAUUAGGGACAUCUUUUCUUCAGGUGUUAUGCCAGACUCUUGGAGUGCUAGUUUGAUUGCACUCAUCCCUAAGAACAGUAAUCCAGAAUCUAUCUCUCACUUUAGGCCAAUUGGCCUUUGCAAUGUCCCCUAUAAGAUUGUUACAAAAAUUAUUGUCCUUCGCCUUAAGGAAUUGAUGGGAGAUUUAAUUUCUCCUAUGCAAUCUAGUUUUUUACCUGGGCAAAAUGGUAUUGACAAUGUUAUUCUCCUUCGUGAAUUUGUCCAUUCCUUUCACAAAAGAAAGGGGAGGCAAGGCAACAUGAUUGUUAAACUGGAUUUAGAAAAGGCUUUUGAUUGGUUGGAAUGGAGCUUCAUCAGGGAGGCACUUAUCUUUUUUAAUUUGCCACCUUUAAUGAUUAAGCUCAUCAUGUCUUGUAUCUCCUCGACGUCCCUUUCUUGCAUUAUUAAUGGAGGAGCUACUGAUUCUUUUAAACCAUCUCGUGGCCUUAGGCAAGGGGACCCUCUCUCCCCUUACUUAUUUAUUCUUUGCCUUGAAUUCCUUUCGUUAAAACUCCAUCAUGACAUUAGUAUUGGGCUUUGGAAAGGCUCAAAAUUAGGAAAGUCUGGACCUCUUUUCUCCCAUAUUUUCUUUGCUGAUGAUCUUAUUUUUGUUGGUAAAGCUUCGAUUUCUAAUGCCUCUUAUCUCAAGGAGAUGCUAGAUUUCUUUUGUUUUCGUUUUGGGCAAAGCAUCAACCAAGAUAAAUCCAAAGUCUUUUUCUCCACUAAUGUCAACUCUACUACUAGAUAUGAUAUCUGUCAGACUCUUGGAUAUGUGGAGACUUUGUCUUUAGGGAAGUAUUUGGGAUUUCCUAUCUCUCCCAAAAAGGUCAAAAAAUCUGAUUGUGCAUUUAUUGUUGACAAAGUCAGAUCCAAGCUAGCGGGAUGGAAGGCCAAUAAGCUAUCUCUUGCCUGGAGAGCUACUUUGGCAUCCUCUGUCCUUUCUUCCAUUCCUAAUUACUACAUGCAGGGAUUGUACCUCCCAGCAUCUGUCCAUUCUGAGCUUGACACUAUCUCUAGAAAUUUUAUUUGGGGAUUUACCUCUAACAAGAGGAAAGUCAACUUAGUUUCUUGGGAAAGGAUUACCCAACCAAAAAAGGUUGGUGGAAUUGAUAUUAGGGCCAACAAAGAAGCCAACCAAGCUGCCAUGGCUAAGCUUCAUUGGAGAAUGACCACUGAAACUCACAAGCCAUGGGCCAAAGUCUUCAUUUCCAAAUAUAAGAUCAAAACUCCCCUCCAUAACUUCUCAACAUUGUCAUCCCUUGUAUGUAAGGAUAUCACUAAGGGAAGAGAUAUUAUUGAGAAGGGUAUAAGUUGGAUUCCCCGAGAUGGCUCUAGAAUUCUUUUUUGGCAGGAUAAAUGGCUCUUCAAGGAAUCCCUUUGCUCCAUUUAUUAUGGUCCUUUUAGACCACAUGACUUUUUUGUUACCUUGAAGGAUAUUUUGCUUCCGGAUGGCAAAUGGAAUUUGGAUAUUAUUGCCUAUCCAUUAUCGCAAGACAUCAUGCAAAAAAUUAUUGCCACUCCUAUUCAGAAACAUAGCUUUGAUCAAGACUCCUUCAUCUGGAAUUCAGCUUCAAAUGGCAAAUUUUCUAUGAAAUCUGCCUACUACAUGGCCAAGAAUAUUCAAAGGCCACAAGAUGAAAAUUGGUCUUGGAUUUGGAAAGUUAACACCAUUCCAAGAAUCCAAUAUUUUCUCUGGCUUUUAAUGCAUGGUAGGAUCCUUACCUUCGACACUCUUGCUCAGUGGGGGGUGGUUUCUAAUAAUGGAUGCCCCAGGUGCAGUAAUGAACCUAAAACCCUUAACCAUUUGUUUAGGGAAUGUCAGUAUGCUUCCUCCUUUUGGGACUCUAUAGGUCCUUACUCCAACUCUUAUAAUGAUCAAAAACUUGAUUUUAGAAGUUGGAUCAGAGUCAAUGCUUGUCGGACAAACUCCAACCUUUUUCCUUCUACCUGGUCUACUAUUUUCUCUUAUGCUAUUUGGGCCAUAUGGUACUCCAGGAAUCUUCUUGUGCAUGACAAGAAGCAGUUAUCUAUUAUUCAGCUUAAGCACACUACGUUAGACAAAGCUCAGGAAUUUAUCAAGCACAAUCCUACCCACAUUGAGUCUAAACCCAAAAAUACCAUUUCUGUGGGUUGGGUUCCCCCGCCAGAUGGCUUUGUCAAGCUUAACACCGACGGUUCUGCUCUUGGAAACCCAAGUAUAGCUGGAGCUGGAGGUCUUCUUCGAGACCACCUUGGUAGGUGGAUCAUUGGAUUUGCACGAAAUAUUGGAUGGACCACCAUCAUCGCUGUAGAAUUAUGGGCCAUCAGGGAUGGUCUUGAAAUUGCUAUUUCUAAGGAAUUUUCUAAGAUUAUUGUUGAAACUGACUCUAAAAUUGCUACUAUGCUUAUUGGAUCUGCUGAUGCUUCCUUGCACUCACUUGGUGUCCUGAUUUCUGAUUGCAGAUCCCUUCUGGAACGUCUUUCUAAUGUUCAGAUUAUCCAUAUCUAUAAGGAAGCUAAUGCGGCUGCUGAUUUUAUGGCUAAACUUGGAACUUCCAGUGUCAUGGAUUUUGUUUUGUAUGAGGAGAGUCCCCCUGGGAUUUCCUCCAUUUUGUUUCAUGAUCGUAUUGGGACUGUAUUCCCAAGAACUUCUGUAACCGCAUGACUUUAUCAAUAUAAUUCUCCUUUUUAU